AGUCGCAAUAUGUGGCACAAACUAUUUUGUAUAAUCUAUAUAAUAAAUACAUUAACGUCGGCUGCGAAUGGAAUACAUAUUUCCGAAUAUAACGAGACGAGAUUAAUUCUGGAAAUGAAUUCCCAAAUAUCUGAGUUGAGAACGGUACAGGAACAUCAAAAUAAGUUGAUUGAGGAACUCUUUAAGGCAACGGAUCUUCAAGUACUGAAAGCGGAACAGGAACGACAGGGGAAACUAAUAGAAGAUCUUGUUAAGGCAACGGAUAUUCAGAAUCGUCAGGAAAAGUUAAUAGACGGACUAGUUAAGGCAACGGAUAUUCAAAGUCUCAAAGCGGAACUAGAAGAACAGAAGAGAGAUGGAGCUGAUAAGGAUUCGAAAAUUAAAUUCCUUACAGAGGAGCUGGCGCGUCUGUCAAAACUAAUGGGUGAUCUUAAUAAACAAUUUAAUAAUCAAUCUCUUAGAGUGAAGCAGAAAGAACAGAAAAUGGUGAUAGAAGAAGUUGUUAAGGAAUCGGAUAAAGACAAUUUGAAGCCCCAAACUGUCAAUUGUACCGGUGCCAAGUCUAACGGGAUUUACGAAAUACUGCUGUCGAAAUUUAGUAGUCAACCUUUAAAAGUUGCCUGUGAUGCAGUUACUCAAGGAGGCGGAUGGACGAUUAUCCUGAGGCGUAUGGGUGGAAGUGAGGACUUCUAUCGGAAUUGGACCGAAUAUAAAAAAGGAUUUGGAGAUUUGAGUGGCGAAUUCUUCUUGGGACUUGAUAAAAUACACGCUUUGACGACAGAGAGGAAGCAGGAAUUACUUGUAGUCCUACAGGACGACAAGGGAAAUGAAGUUUUUGAGAAGUAUGCGGAAUUUGCCAUCGGAAAUGAGGAUCAGCAAUAUAUCCUACACACUCUGGGCAAGGCCGGUGGAUCUGCGGGUGAUUCACUCUCAUACCAUCUUGGCUCUAAAUUUAGCACCUAUGAUCGAGACAAUGAUAAUCACAAUAGAAACUGCGCCGAACUAUUCACUGGCGGCUGGUGGUACUUUAAAUGUCACUUUAGCAACUUGGCGGGAAACUAUAAUGGUAACCGCUAUGGCGCGGGCGUCAAUUGGCACUCUUUUAAGGGUAUGGGUUACUCCCUCAAGAGAGCCGUCAUGAUGAUCAGGCCCAAGAAGUGAACUCUAAGAGUAUGAAAUAUCAAAAUCUUUUCUACAAUUUAUUAACAUAAGCAAUUUACAUUCGUUCUGUAUACAUCUCUUUUGUUCUCUAUCUUUAUAUUUUUAUUUAUCUCUCACGAAUCUUCUGAAUCACAAAUAAUACCUAAAUAUGAUUAAUAAACUAAAACUCAUUUAAAUAAC
Messenger RNA from Drosophila innubila, 1341 nucleotides. Its product is annotated as microfibril-associated glycoprotein 4-like. The coding region runs from base 10 to 1161 and encodes 383 amino acids. NCBI's taxonomy places the organism in Eukaryota, Metazoa, Arthropoda, Insecta, Diptera, Drosophilidae. The record is from RefSeq and is a predicted model, not a curated record. The transcript has 3 exons.